AUCCGAUGCACGGCCCGCGGCGCCUUGAGGUCGGCGACGUUCAGUCCAAACAGGUGACGCUUCGCUGGGAGCCGUUCGGAUACAACGUGACCCGCUGCCACAGCUACAACCUGACCGUGCAGUACCGCUACAGACCUGCAGGGGCCCCCAGCAGGGAGCCGGUGAAGGAGGAGGUGCGCGAGGAGGUGGUGUACGACACACUGAGCGCCGUGCCGCAGCACGUCGUCCGUAACCUUCCACCGUUCACCAACGUCAGCCUGAGGCUCGUGCUCAGUAACCCCGAGGGCCGCCGGGAGAGCGAGGAGCUGCUGGUGCUGACGGACGAGGACGUUCCUGGUGCCGUUCCCGUGGACUCGAUCCUCGGCAGCAGCUACGAGCAGCAGAUCAGCCUGAGCUGGAGGGAGCCGCUGCAGACGUACGGCCUCAUCCGCCAGUACGAG
Molecule: messenger RNA, 440 nt
Organism: Plectropomus leopardus (leopard coralgrouper)
Lineage: Eukaryota; Metazoa; Chordata; Actinopteri; Perciformes; Serranidae
Source: RefSeq, a predicted model, not a curated record